CUACCAGAUUGCGGCUAAACAUGGUUGGCUUCAUAUCGACGGCCUACAAAUUCCGAAACUCGGAACGAUGUCGUGAAAAUCCUAGCUUUUUCUUGUUCUGCGGCAACCGUAAUGCUAAUAAUCUGUUAUGUAGUAUUAUGUGCUGCAUUGGCCGUCGUUUCGACCGUUGGAGACAUUGUCAUAUCGCACAGCUACUUCGUGGGACUGCCUGCAGUGAGAGCAGUAUGGGACAACUCCACGCACGGCUUAGUCGGAGUGAUAUGCUGGAUGCUAACUUGCGGAAAUUUUCCUUGUCUUGCUGUUUGGAAAGAAAGCCUAUUGUGCGGCCUCAUUGCGUGCUCUGUUGACGUGGAUCACUUUAUCGCAGCUGGAUCGUUCAAGCUUAAGGAUGUCACCAACCUAAAGAACAGGCCAUUUUUGCACUGCACCUCAGUCGUCGUGCUGAUCAUACUACUCAGUAUUGCACUGGCUAAGUUAUUGGGACGGCCACAGCUAUUCAGGAUUGGAAUGACUGCUUUUGUUGCAGUCACAACACAUCAUGUUAGAGAUGCACUGCGGAGAGGCCUGUGGUUGUGGCCGUUUGGAAGUACUCCACCUCUCAGACUGGAAGCCUAUUAUUUCGGAUUGGCAGCCAUUGUAAUCUCGUCUGCCUUUGUGACACGAGACUCAGCUGUACCACGUAUCACACAUUUCGACGAAGCCAAGUUGUCUCUGGUUUAACUACGAGAGAGAUUUUAGAAAAUGCUCACAGGUUGUUCUUUUCCCGAACUGGUGACGAUAAAUCCAGACGUACACUACGCUGGUUCACGUUGGUAGAGGUCUGUAUAGGUUUAGGGUAAUGCCCCGUAAAUUGCACAUUAUUCAGCAUUAUCUGUGAUAUGAAUUGCCCAUUGCGCGUAUGAACGCACCUCACUAUCUGAUUAUAACAAUUGUUUGCGGCCGAAUCGUUAGUCUCUCUUAUCUGUGCCCUUGUAUUGCAGGAAGGUAUUGUAGGAAUUGCGAUCACAUCGCAAUACUGUGCCGUUCCUGAAUUUGAGUAUCCCCACUAUGAUUCAUGAAAGUGCAAGAUAGUUUAUCCUUUAUACAUCUGCUCUCAUUACUGCUUCCGCAUUGGUUACCGUUUGACGCACCAAGGCCAAAUUUAUUGGUCAAACUAGAAUGGCGUCAAAGGGAAAACAUUCCGAUGGCAGUGUAUAUCCCUGCCGAGCGCAAAGUCGCACCCAAUAAAGAUGCCUUUCAUGCGCAGG
Molecule: messenger RNA, 1247 nt
Organism: Ornithodoros turicata
Lineage: Eukaryota; Metazoa; Arthropoda; Arachnida; Ixodida; Argasidae
Product: transmembrane protein 267-like
Exons: 2
Coding region: 112-720 (202 amino acids)
Source: RefSeq, a predicted model, not a curated record